AUGUCUCUUACUGCGAUUGUGACCGGUUCAGCGCGCGGAAUAGGAAGAGCAAUUGCCCUCCGGCUCGCGCGAGAUGGCUACUCAGUCUGUAUCAACGACAUACCCAGCUCCUCGACCGAAAUCAACACUCUCGUCAACGAAAUCAACGAGACGACUCUACCACUUCCCAUCCCCACCAGAAACCCCAUCAAACGACCCCGCGCAAUUGGUAUCGCCGCCGAUGUAACCUCUUCUACAGCAGUCGCCGACAUGGUCACCGAGACCGUCUCUCGCCUUGGCCCUCUCACCCUGAUGGUCGCCAAUGCCGGCGUCGCGACCGUCCAGCCCGCUCUCUUCGUUUCUGAAAAGGACAUCGACAAGAUCUUUGGUGUGAACUUUAAAGGCGCUUUCAAUUGCUACUCACAGGCUGCUCGACAGAUGAUAGUGCAGGGGGACCCUGACAUGUCCGCCGGUGUCAACCGGUACAAGAUAGUUGGGUGUGCCUCUAUCGCUGGAUUCAAGGGCCUUCCGACGUUGGGGAUCUACUCAGCAAGCAAGUUUGCCGUUAGAGGGCUCACGCAGUCUUUGGCGGGUGAAAUGGCGAGACAUAAGAUUACGGUUAACGCUUAUGCUCCGGGGAUUGUGGGGACUGAAAUGUGGGAUGAGGUGGAUGAGACAAUGGGACAGCUCGAGGGGCGAGCAAAGGGAGAGAGUCUGAAGCUGUACAGCAAGGGAAUUGCACUGGGCCGGACGGGGGUACCAGAUGAUGUGGCUGGCCUUGUUGGUGGGUUUCUCGCUAGCAAGGACUCGGAUUAUGUGACGGGGCAGACUAUUCUGGUUGAUGGGGGGAUGCUUUUUACCUAGCUCGGUGUAUUCUAUUACUAUGCUACCAAAGGCAGGAUGCAAAUCUUUGUUUGAGGAAGAACGGUUCAAAAAAAAAAAAUAAUAAUAAUAAUAAUAAUAAUAAUGCUGUCUGAAGAAGACGAGCUGUGCCAGAAAAACUCCAUAGUAGCACAUCGCAAUGCGGGGACCCCAGACUGGGAAGUUCAAAGUUUCACAGCAACAUCCCGAUUGGUGCCGCUCAUCCUCCAGUAGAAUUGACUGAUUGAUUGAUAUUAAAUGUUGAGAUAUUACCUGUGCUCGGUUAUAUGC
Aspergillus glaucus CBS 516.65 is the source of this 1131-nucleotide messenger RNA. RefSeq lists its product as uncharacterized. The record is from RefSeq and is a predicted model, not a curated record. Gene Ontology annotation, molecular function: oxidoreductase activity, acting on the CH-OH group of donors, NAD or NADP as acceptor. NCBI's taxonomy places the organism in Eukaryota, Fungi, Ascomycota, Eurotiomycetes, Eurotiales, Aspergillaceae. The transcript has 3 exons. Bases 1 to 843 code for a protein of 280 amino acids.